This is a messenger RNA of Cuscuta europaea, 1017 nucleotides long. The record is from the annotation of a GenBank genome assembly. NCBI's taxonomy places the organism in Eukaryota, Viridiplantae, Streptophyta, Magnoliopsida, Solanales, Convolvulaceae.
AAUGGCGGCCACUUUCACCAUUAGAAGCAUGAGAGCCUUUCCCCACCCUGACCCCGCCGCCAAUGUCAUCGGAUUCCGCUUGCUCGUCAAUGAAACGCCGCCGGGUGUCGCCGCAGUCGUCCGCACUGUGCGGGACAACCGUGUGAAAGUCCCGUUCCAUCCCGGCAAUGAUAUGUCAUCCUGGGGAAGCGCGUUCAGCUUCAUCGCCUCCAAUUUGGAAGAACACUUCGGUCUGGAAUUCUGGGACUCCUUCCAACUGGCGAACUAUAUGGUUCCCUUUGCUCUGUCCAACGUCCGGGACCGUCCUUGCGGCCUGAUCCUCAGCAACGUCAUUGAGGCGACUUUCACAACCCCGUCACAACCUCCGCCGCCGCAGGAUGCUCUGUUUCUUGAUGACACUUUGGUUUUCAACGCCGGCGAUGUCUCACAAUUUGCGGCCGCCCCUGCCCCUUUUUUGCCGGCCGGAUGGAGUUCUGGGAUAGAGACGACUUAUGCCCCGCGGCUGCAGCACCAGGAUGCUCUGUUUGUGGACGGCGGUCUUGUUUUCAACAGCUUUGCCGAUGACCCAUAUUUCCUGGCCGCCGUUUCCCCACCUUUGCCGGCAGAAGGUAUGUCGGAGAAUGAGAUUUCAAGCAUAAAGACAGAGGCUUUUGGUAGCGGAAAAGGCGAGGCUUGUAGUAUCUGCUUAGAUGAUUUUAGGGCAGGGUCGGCGGUCAUAUCUCUAUCGCCAUGUUCCCACAAAUUUCACAAAGGCUGCAUUGCCAAGUGGCUGCGGAGAAGAAGGACCUGUCCGAUGUGCAGAACAGUUGCCUUAGUUUCUUGAAACAAAACCAGAAAAUAUUCAAUUAGUUUAACAGAUUCUUAUUCCUGGAUUUUGUGAAUCCUAUUUUUUUGUAAAGCCUUGGCUGCAAUAUACGAAGUAUAUAUAUAGAGUGCUCUAAUUUGUAGUUUUUAUCAGAUUGUUAACUCAAAUUAUGAUAUAUAUUCUCAACUUAUAUACAUAUAUAUAUUUUAACA